AUGAGUGGCUUUGGUGACGACGAGAAGCUAAGGGCAGCAAGAGAACUUGCCCAAAGCUUCUCUAAAUCCAAACCCGCAAAGAAGAAGAACGUCUGCGGUGGUAGCUAUGGCUAUGGCUCUCGUCCGGUCAUCUACGUGCCCCAGCAUCACCAACCGGCACCAUUGAUUCGACAGCCUCCAGUUACCAGGCCAGCUAUCCAGAAUCCACCUCCUUCUAACAGCUCAAUCCCCCCUCCUAGCAAGAGAAACUACUCUGCUACCACCUCUUUCUCCACUGGGAGAGCGGGAAAGUCCGUCAUUGGGACUUCAGGCUUGGAUUUCCUUAAGGCAUCGGGUGCUAAGGCACGAGAUACUGCGCAGCCUCAGCCGAACACAGUUUCUAUCGCCAGUGAAGUAACCAGCACUAUCAAGCAAACCGAGAAGAUCAGUACCAUCAACCAAUCCGAGAAGAUCAGCACUAUCAAGCAAACCGAGAUCAGCAAUGGUACUUCGACAAAUGCUCAUCUUCCCGCUAUACCCCCGCAAGCAUCAGAAAAUGCUCCCUUUGGAAACAUCCUUGAUGCCUUCCUAUCCAUUGUAGCAAAAAAGCCAAGCUUAGGCCAAGAAAUUGACACGUUGACCAAAAUCUUGCCCAAGGCGUUGGAUCUCAAUGCUACUGAGGCAACGGCUUCAGGUGCUCCACCAGCCAACGGUCAUUCCGUCGGCGAUAUUGCAGCCAAGGAAAACAAUGUGCCUCAGAGAUUUAGUGCUGGAGCAAAUCAAAACCGAGUCACAGAUCAUUCGCCCCCGAACAAGGUCUCUCCCGUCGCCACAGCCGUCGUUUCGAGUAAUGGUAAGGCCCAGGGACAGACUGUCAGCACCAAUGGAGUGUCGAAAGUCUCUGUUACAGUGACGAAGGGAUUAUCAGCCUCGUCAUGGGCAUGA
Trichoderma breve is the source of this 924-nucleotide messenger RNA. RefSeq lists its product as uncharacterized. The coding region runs from base 1 to 924 and encodes 307 amino acids. The record is from RefSeq and is a predicted model, not a curated record. The transcript is spliced from 2 exons. Lineage: Eukaryota; Fungi; Ascomycota; Sordariomycetes; Hypocreales; Hypocreaceae.